Molecule: messenger RNA, 684 nt
Organism: Sycon ciliatum
Lineage: Eukaryota; Metazoa; Porifera; Calcarea; Leucosolenida; Sycettidae
Product: collagen alpha-2(IV) chain-like
Exons: 2
Coding region: 1-684 (227 amino acids)
Biological process (GO): extracellular matrix organization
Molecular function (GO): extracellular matrix structural constituent conferring tensile strength
Source: RefSeq, a predicted model, not a curated record
AUGGCUAUCUAUCUAGAAUAUCAUGAGAUUCUGACUCAGGUCAGCUUAGCAAGACUGCUGGCAAGGGUCUUGGCAAGACGGAUUAAAUACCUGCAGCCCCGGAAGAUAGUUACGGACAUUUCGAAGUUACGGGCAGUGUCCGGUCCCGGACUGCCCGGACUGCCUGGACUGCCCGGACUGCCCGGACUGCCUGGACUGCCCGGACUGCCCGGACUGCCCGGACUGCCUGGACUGCCCGGACUGCCCGGACUGCCCGGACUGCCUGGACUGCCCGGACUGCCCGGACUGCCCGGACUGCCCGGACUGCCUGGACUGCCCGGACUGCCCGGACUGCCCGGACUGCCUGGACUGCCCGGACUGCCCGGACUGCCUGGACUGCCCGGACUGCCCGGACUGCCCGGACUGCCCGGACUGCCUGGACUGCCCGGACUGCCCGGACUGCCUGGACUGCCCGGACUGCCCGGACUGCCCGGACUGCCCGGACUGCCCGGACUGCCCGGACUGCCCGGACUGCCCGGACUGCCCGGACUGCCCGGACUGCCCGGACUGCCCGGACUGCCCGGACUGCCCGGACUGCCCGGACUGCCCGGACUGCCCGGACUGCCCGGACUGCCCGGACUGCCCGGACUGCCCGGACUGCCCGGACUGCCCGGACUGCCUGGACUGCCCGGACUGCCUGGAUAA